AUGGUGUGGGUGCCCCCAGGACCCCCGAGGACUGACUGCCUGACCUUGCUUCGCACCCCCACCGACAACCGCCCCCCCAAGAUGUCUCUCGAGUGGCUGGUGGCCUGGAGCUGGUCGCUGGACGGCCUGCGAGACUGCAUCGCCACGGGCAUCCAGUCGGUGCGGGACUGCGACACCACCGCCGUGGUCACCGUGGCCUGCCUGCUGGUCCUGUUCGUGUGGUACUGCUACCACGUGGGCCGGGAGCAGCCCCGGCCCUACGUGUCCGUCAACUCCCUGAUGCAGGGUGCGGAUGCCAACGGGCUGCAGAACGGGUACGUGUACUGCCAGUCGCCCGAGUGCGUGCGCUGCGCCCACAAUGAGGGCCUCAACCAGAAGCUCUACCACAAUCUGCAGGAGUACGCCAAGCGGUACUCGUGGUCCGGCAUGGGCCGCAUCCACAAGGGCAUCCGUGAGCAGGGCCGCUACCUCAACAGCCGGCCCUCCAUCCAGAAGCCCGAGGUCUUCUUCCUGCCCGACCUCCCCACCACGCCAUACUUCGCCCGGGACGCGCAGAAGCACGACGUGGAGCUGCUGGAACGGAACUUCCAGACCAUCCUGUGCGAGUUUGAGACUCUCUACAAGGCUUUCUCAAACUGCAGCCUCCCGCAAGGAUGGAAAAUGAACAGCACCUCCAGCGGGGAGUGGGUCACCUUUUACUUGGUCAACCAGGGGGUUUGCGUUCCCAGGAACUGCAGGAAGUGCCCACGGACGUACCGCUUGCUCGGAAGCCUUCGGACCUGUAUUGGGAACAAUGUUUUUGGGAACGCGUGCAUCUCCGUGCUGAGCCCCGGGACUGUGAUAACGGAGCAUUACGGACCCACCAACAUACGCAUCCGAUGCCAUUUAGGUCUCAAAACUCCCAGUGGCUGCGAGCUGGUGGUGGGGGGAGAGCCCCAGUGUUGGGCGGAAGGACGCUGCCUCCUCUUUGAUGAUUCUUUCCUGCACACUGCAUUCCACGAGGGUUCGGCAGAGGAUGGCCCGCGGGUGGUUUUCAUGGUGGAUUUGUGGCACCCCAACGUGGCAGCGGCCGAACGGCAGGCUCUGGAUUUCAUCUUUGCUCCAGGACGAUGA
Puma concolor (puma) is the source of this 1113-nucleotide messenger RNA. The record is from RefSeq and is a predicted model, not a curated record. NCBI's taxonomy places the organism in Eukaryota, Metazoa, Chordata, Mammalia, Carnivora, Felidae.